AUGGAGACCGCGCCGAGCGAUGCGAGCGCGGCACUGGCGCUCGUGCGCCGCGCGGCGCUCGUCGCGAACCUGUCGAACCUCGCCUUCGGCUACGACGUCGGCGUCAUGAGCGGUGCGCUGCUCUACCUGCGGCGGCCGGACCAGCUCGGCUUCACCGACGUCCAGGCGGAAGUCGCCGCGAGCCUCUUCAACCUCGCGGCCGCGGCGGCGUCGCUCGGCGUCGCGGGGCCGCUCAGCGACCGCCGCGGCCGCCGCGCCGCGCUGCUGGUUUCCGCGGCGCUCCUCCUCGCCGGGUUCGUGUGCCAGGCGUUCGCGCCGUCCUUCGCGGUCCUGGCCUUUGGGCGCGCGCUCGCCGGGUCGGGCUCGGGCGUCGCGUGGGUCUCCGCGAGCACGUGUCGCCGCGUCUGGGCAAUUGGAUGGAUGCAGAUAUCUGCCUCGCCGCUAGGUACGCUCAUGGCCGAGCUCGCGCCGACGAAGGAGCGGGGGAAGCUCACGGCCGUCGCGGAUCUGGGCAUCAACGUCGGCAUCGUGGUCGGGUACGCGUCGUCGCUGGCGUGUAUCGGGGUCUUCCGGGACGACGAGCGUCGCUGGCGGUCCAUGCUCGGUUUGGGCGCGUCCCUGCCGGCGGCGCUCCUCCUCCUGCGAGGCGCGCUGCCCGAGUCGCCGCGCUGGCUUCUCGCGAACGGCCGCGCGGACGAGGCGCGCCGCGUGCUCGAGGCCUACCACGUGCCGGCGGACGCGGCGGACACCGCCGACGCGUUCGUCGCGCGCGUCGCCGGGCGCCGGCCGGCCGCGGCCGCGGCGCGCGCGAGCGAGACGGAGCGGCGGCGGUCGCUCCAGGGCUUCGCCGUCGCCGCCGCGGGGCAGGCGAACGGCAGCGAGGGCGUCCUGUACUACGUCGGCUACGUGCUCCGCGACGGCCUCGGCCUCGCGUCGCAGGUCCAGGUCCUCGCGGCGUCGCUCGGCGUCGGCGUCGUCAAGCUCCUCGGCGUCGUCGUCGCCAUGGCGCGCGUCGAGCGCGCGGGCCGGCGGCCCAUGCUCGCGCUGUCCGGCGCCUCCCUGGCCGUCACGCUCGCGCUCCUCGCGGCGACGGUCGCCGCGGGCGCGCCGAGCGUCGUCGUCGUCCUCCUGCUGUGCGCCUACAUGUUCGCGUUCUCGCUCGGGGCCGGGUCGCUCGCCGUCGUCGUCGCGACGGAGCUGCAGCCCGAGGCGAAUCGCGGCACGCUCGUCGCGCGCGCCGUCUUCCUGAACCGCCUCGCGCGGCGCGUGUCAUUCUACGCGCUCAAAGACAUCGCCGAGGGCGACGAGCUCACGUUCGACUACGGCGAGGAGUACUGGCUCCAGCGUGGCUUCGCGCCGGCGGACGACGACCGCGACUACUCGCCCGCGCGCGUCGCCGCGGAACGAUUCAAGCUCGCCGCGGCGCAGCGGAGUUCCGGGGACGCCGGGUCGAACCCGCUCUCGCGGCGACGGAGGCGCGAGCGCGCGCCGAAGGACGCCGCCGCGCUCGCCGCGCUCCUCCGGGACCGGCCCGAGCGCUAA
Aureococcus anophagefferens is the source of this 1542-nucleotide messenger RNA. RefSeq lists its product as hypothetical. The transcript is spliced from 2 exons. NCBI's taxonomy places the organism in Eukaryota, Pelagophyceae, Pelagomonadales, Pelagomonadaceae. Gene Ontology annotation, cellular component: membrane. Gene Ontology annotation, biological process: transmembrane transport. The record is from RefSeq and is a predicted model, not a curated record. The coding region runs from base 1 to 1542 and encodes 513 amino acids. Gene Ontology annotation, molecular function: myo-inositol:proton symporter activity.